Sebastes umbrosus (honeycomb rockfish) is the source of this 876-nucleotide messenger RNA. Its product is annotated as histidine-rich protein PFHRP-II-like. The transcript has a single exon. Lineage: Eukaryota; Metazoa; Chordata; Actinopteri; Perciformes; Sebastidae. Bases 1 to 876 code for a protein of 291 amino acids. The record is from RefSeq and is a predicted model, not a curated record.
AUGCGUUCAAACGCCAUCAGAGCCACCGUCCGUUCAAACGCCAUCAGAGCCACCCAUGCGUUCAAACGCCAUCAGAGCCACCGUCCGUUCAAACGCCAUCAGAGCCACCCAUGCGUUCAAACGCCAUCAGAGCCACCCAUGCGUUCAAACGCCAUCAGAGCCACCAUGCAUUCAAACGCCAUCAGAGCCACCCAUGCGUUCAAACGCCAUCAGAGCCACCAUGCAUUCAAACGCCAUCAGAGCCACCCAUGCGUUCAAACGCCAUCAGAGCCACCGUGCGUUCAAACGCCAUCAGAGCCACCCAUGCGUUCAAACGCCAUCAGAGCCACCCAUGCGUUCAAACACCAUCAGAGCCACCAUGCAUUCAAACACCAUCAGAGCCACCAUGCGUUCAAACGCCAUCAGAGCCACCCAUGCAUUCAAACACCAUCAGAGCCACCAUGCGUUCAAACGCCAUCAGAGCCACCGUGCGUUCAAACGCCAUCAGAGCCACCGUGCGUUCAAACGCCAUCAGAGCCACCCAUGUGUUCAAACGCCAUCAGAGCCAUCGUGCGUUCAAACGCCAUCAGAGCCACCGUCCGUUCAAACGCCAUCAGAGCCACCGUCCGUUCAAACGCCAUCAGAGCCACCGUGCGUUCAAACGCCAUCAGAGCCACCCAUGCGUUCAAACGCCAUCAGAGCCACCGUCCGUUCAAACACCAUCAGAGCCACCGUCCGUUCAAACGCCAUCAGAGCCACCGUCCGUUCAAACACCAUAAGAGCCACCGUCCGUUCAAACGCCAUCAGAGCCACCGUCCGUUCAAACACCAUCAGAGCCACCGUCCGUUCAAACGCCAUCAGAGCCACCAUGCGUGUAUUAAGAUUAGACGGCAGUGA